Pseudogymnoascus verrucosus is the source of this 3082-nucleotide messenger RNA. RefSeq lists its product as uncharacterized. The record is from RefSeq and is a predicted model, not a curated record. NCBI's taxonomy places the organism in Eukaryota, Fungi, Ascomycota, Leotiomycetes, Thelebolales, Thelebolaceae. The coding region runs from base 168 to 2633 and encodes 821 amino acids. The transcript has a single exon.
AUGCAUCCAGUCCUUAUCGACCGGUGUGCAUGGAUCGCUGAGGACGACCUUGGCUGUUUUGUUGGUGAAUAUAUCUAGAGAUUGGUUGGGGUAUGAUUAAGCUUAUAAGCAUCUAUCUCCUGUGAGCUUUAUGGGCUCGUUUGCUCGCACUCCUCGUGGCCGCAACAAUGACUACCCCUAUGAACGAAACGUUCUUGUACCGGAUUGGAUGGCGAACUGGGCCACUCCAUCCUCAGCUUAACGGAAACUUUACCCCUUACCCCGGGAACGAUGACGACCAAGGCGUCAGCCUAAGACUCUACGAUGACGACUAUGUUGGUCUCAUAUUUCAGGUCUCCUCCCUCCGCAUCUUGAACAGUGCCUUUGCGAUUACGGAAUCUAUAUUCGACUCAAGUCGCAUUCAGAUGAAUAUCGAUUGCGUGUACCCAAUCAGUGGGCAAUACAAUACGCUCUCGCGCGCCCUCUUCUACGUCCUAAUUGUCUUCUCGCUCGUCUUCCGCCGACAUGUUUGGAUCUCCGUCGCCGCACUCGGCACAGCCAUGACUUAUGCGGCCGUGUCGGCAGUACACCUCUUCACCCUCGUUGGAUUAUUUCGCUUCAGAGAUCCAGGGGGCUGGGACCCCGAGUCCACGAAGGAAUACAUGGACCUGGACCUUUUUGGAAUUUUCCCCAUCCUUACUGCGUCGGGUAUCAUGCUCACGCCCAUUCUAAUGUGGUCGAACACGGUGCGCAAGCACCAUGCUCAAGCAGUUAUUGUCUGCUGGGGGGCCCUGAUAUUUGUUGCGUUAGCGACGUGCCUAGGCGUCAUGAUGCGGGGGUUCGGUCUCACCAGCGGGGGAAGAAUGGUGGUGAACACCCUGCCAUCAUUUGCCCUGUGCGAGGGAACUCCGGACUGCAUCGUACCCCAAACCGACAAUUUUCUAGCGCUUGAAUACUACAACAGAUGUAACUGCAUCGACUUUUGCGGCACACUGAGCCCCAUCGCUCCCAUGCGUCGGGGCGAAAACAUGGUACCAUACUUUAUAACAAAAGCUGAUAAAGCCGCCUCAACCAAAGCCUUUAACAAUCUCUUCUACACUAUUUUGUUUGCGCUUGCAUUCAUAACUAUUAAUGGGGCUAUCGGCGUUCUGGAAAGUUACUACAGCCAAAGCGAGGUCCGAAAUGCGAUUUUCCGCGUCUGCAAUGCUGACCUCAGACUGUGGAUCAAGGUCCUAUUCGAGGGCAAGCGUGAGGAGGAACUGCUUAAACAAUAUGGCAGAGAGGAUAAAAACACGGAAGAAACCACGCGGAAGAAAAUACGCUACCACAUCGCCAAAGCUAUAGCAGCGAUGUUCUACGUUUCGGCUAUAUUCCUCAGUGUCAUAUGCCCCAUCGUUUUUAUAGCUAGCGUCAUAGCAAGUGAGAUUUUAAUACAGACAAUACCACCCAGCGAACACAGCGAUGCUAUAGGGGCAUGGGGAGCCUGGGUUGGCGCCAUACUCGUCAUCUUCGCCGCCGUGAUCGACCGGUACAAUGGGGCCUGGCUGGAGGCCCUAGUUGUCCUGUUCCGUGCAGGCUGGCGGGUCGUCAAAUAUGCCAAAUCUGAACGCCAAUCCAUCGUCGAAACGGACAAAGACCUGAGCGUCCGUAAAAAGAUCAAGGAUUUCUUUGGAGAACUCGGCAGCCCAUUCGUCCACGGCUGGAACAGCACCAAGUGCGCGAUCUGGACGGGCGGGACGAACAUGCGACUCUUUUCUGCGUGGUGGAAGGACACAGUGUACCAAUCUCAGAUGCGUGGAGCCGAUCUCCAGCUCGUAUGGGAUGCGGAGGUGACGAAGAACCCGGGCGGGAAGCCUAUAUGUCCGUGCCGCAUGUGCCACAAUGACCGUCGGGAUAAGAAAAACAAGGGUGAGAAUGAGACGCAUCGACAUGUUGCUCUGGACAGAGUACGGACGAAAGCGCUGAGAAAGAGGGAUGAGUACGAGAACGUGCAAAAAAUGAGGGGAGCAUACGAAAGCGUGAAUAAUGCGCCCGAUACGCCCGCGUUGGGAACGGAGAUGUCGAAAUUACAGAGGUUGCAUCAAGACAGAACGUCCGGUUUGACACUGACUGGUGGGAUGGAGGCGUCUGAGGAGGAUCUCUAUGAUGGGCCCGCCACAACAUCGCGAAUGUCAGGCUCUCGGAUGUCGGUGGCAUAUGACCCAACUUCCCCGCCUGCCAUACCGCAGAGUGCAAUGCAGCGGCCUGGGUUCCAACGGGGGGAAUCUGGUCCGUCUUCACCGUCUCCGCUGAUUUCACCGCAUCAGGUUCCGCUACCCGAGGCUGCUCUAGAGAGGCGUUCAGGGUAUGCGCGGAGAGACACGGACCAAAGCUUUGGGUACUUUGAUACGAGAAGGGAAUCGGAUCAAAGUAUGCAGACCCUUGUCAGGAGAGACACGGAUCAGAGCAUGGGGCCAUUGACACGUAGAGACACGGACCAGAGCAUGGGGCCAUUGACGCGCAGAGACACGGAUAUGAGCACUGCGUCGAGACCAAGGCGGAAACCCGUCCCAUCGUACAUAGCCCCCGAAGACGAAGAAGCGGCGCCAUGGCCACGGACAAUGUCGCCUGAUCAGGCGUCUCCACGGAGAGAUUGGCCGGACUCGGGGAGUUGAGUGGAGUCGUGGUUGAUAUAAAGCGAUAUUGCAUAGGAGGAUAUUAAUAAAGCAUAAAUAAUUAUAUAAUAACCUUUUUCGGGAUCAGAAGUUGGGGAGAGGCCCUGUCGAUCAUGCAUGUAUGGGAAUGCGAGGAUUCUCGGGGGAGCACAAUAAGUGCAUCUCAUGUGAAGCACUCUGGAAUGUGACAACACUGGCCUUCAGAAACAACCUGCAUCGCGACAAAUUAAGUGAACUUCGUCCUUCAUUUAUAUGCACAUGCAUAUAUCUAAGUGGUACAACAUUCGUCACUGUGACACUACAGGCCGUACUCGCAUUCAACGGCAGCCCUUGGUAUAAUCUAUGAUGGGCUCUGAAUCUCCAUCCACAUAAUUGCCGCAUAGUAUAGCCAAAUAUGAAUAUUGCCUGUUGUCCCACUGUCAUGGACGCAAAUGGAUACGGAAUGUCGU